This is a messenger RNA of Rosa rugosa (rugosa rose), 4236 nucleotides long. Its product is annotated as protein FAR1-RELATED SEQUENCE 5-like. Gene Ontology annotation, molecular function: zinc ion binding. The transcript is spliced from 6 exons. Bases 339 to 2918 code for a protein of 859 amino acids. Gene Ontology annotation, biological process: regulation of DNA-templated transcription. The record is from RefSeq and is a predicted model, not a curated record. NCBI's taxonomy places the organism in Eukaryota, Viridiplantae, Streptophyta, Magnoliopsida, Rosales, Rosaceae.
AAAAAGCUCAAACCUUUACGCAAAAUCAAAGCUCCUUUCUCUCAACCAGUAGCUUCACCACUACAAAUUGAGCUGAAUAUUAGGGUAAUGCAUUGUCUCACGCAUCGGAAACCGGUAUCCAAAUUCGACUGUUAAAAGGCUAUGGCUUUGCAGUUGCCUCACUCUUAAAGGAGGAGUCUUUACUCAGAUGUGAAAUUUGGCCACCUGGAUUCGGCAUUGAAAGGGUCAAUGCCAGAACCUGAGCUUGCUGUUUGUGUAAUGAGCUGAAUGCAAUUUGCCCAAUUGGGUGUGGUCACUUCAGCACAAGGGUCUGUGUAUAUAGAGUUUUGUAAGGGUCGAUGGAAAGGGAGGAAGGCGAUUUUAUUAGUAUUGUUGAGGAAAGCAUAGAUUUUGGAGUUGAAACAAACAAUAGUUUGGACUUGAAUGUAGAGCAGGACUGUCACAACCUGAAAAUUGUUCAUGGCAAUGGCACUGUGUCCAAUGUAUCAUCUACAAAUGACCACAGUGUCGAUGCAGUUGUGAAAGUUGGUACAGAGUUUGAGUCUGAUGAGCAUGCUUACAGGUGUUAUAAUAAGUAUGCUAAGUUGGUGGGUUUCAAUGUUCGGAAAGAUUGGGUGAAUAGGAGUAAGGUACAUGGUCAGGUGGUAUCUAGGAAGUUCACUUGUUCUAAAGAGGGUUAUCGGCGGAGGGAUAAAAGGGAUGUUACUGUAAAGAAACAUCGAAAGGAAACUAGAACUGGUUGCCUGGCGCAUAUGGUCAUUACUCGUCAACCUGAUGGUAAAUAUCGGGUUUCACAUAUUGAAGAACAACACAAUCAUGACAAUUUAAACGCAAGUAUGGCUCAAGUAUUACCACUGCAGAGGGAAUCCAGUAUUUCUCAAGCUGCUGAUGCUGAACUGGUAGAAGGUACCAAAGAUUUCAGAACACUGUCAAAAUUGGCAUCUGAAUCGAUGAAUAGACGGUUUAGAGUAAGGGAAUCUCUCGAUAAUGUUUCUUUAGGUUAUAACAAUCAUCUUCAAUCUGAAAGGACCAGAGAUAUGAAGAAGGGAGAAGUUGGACGUUUGCUGCAUUACUUUCAAAGGCAACAUGUUGAAAACCCAUCCUUUUUUUAUGCAUUACAGGUUGAUACUGAUGAUAAAGUUUGUAACAUCUUUUGGGCCGAUGAUAAGAUGGUAUCAGAUUAUGAUUAUUUUGGGGAUGUGGUUUGUCUGGACACAAUUUGCAGAACAGACAAGAAUUGUCUCCCAUUUGUACAGUUUAUAGGAGUAAACCAUCACAAACAGGUGCUGAUCUUUGCUGCCACACUUUUGUAUGAUGACACCAUGGAAUCUUACAAGUGGCUAUUUCAAACCUUCUUGGAAGCAAUGUCAGGGAAGAAACCAAGGAUCAUUCUAACUGAUCAAGAUGCAACAAUUGUUGAGGUAAUCGAUUCAGUCUUACCAGAAACAGACCAUCGUAUAUGCACAUGGCAAAUGUACGAAAAUGCUCUCAAACACAUUAGCCCCAUGGUAAACGAUACCGGGUCUUUUGCCAAUGAUUUCAAGAGAUGUAUAUACGACCACAAAGAUGAAGAUGAUUUUGUUUCUGCUUGGGGGGAUAUGCUAGAUAAAUAUGGUCUUCAGCAGAAUGACUGGUUAAAAUGGAUGUUUAGAGCACGAGAGAAAUGGGCUGUGGUGUAUGGUAGGAAUACUAUUUUUGUUGACAAAGGCGCACAUUUGGUCGAAAGUUUAUUUAAUGAUCUGAGAAGUUGCCUAUACUCUGACACUACUGUGCUUCAAUUCUUUAAGCAUUACGAAAGGAUGGUGGAUGAGCAACGGUCCAAAGAAAUAGAAGCUAGCGAUGAAAUGAACAGCUGUUUGCCAAGGCUAAUGGGGAAUGUGGUUAUGUUAAAGCAUGCAAGUAAUGUAUACACCUCAAGGGCAUUUGAAGUAUUUCAGCAAGGAUAUGAGAAGUGUUUAAAUGUUGUUGUUAACCAAUGUAGUGAGAAUGGGUCAUUGUUUGAGUACAGAGCUAAAACAUUUGGGAAAACUCAAGAACACAGUGUCAGAUUCUGUUCCUCUGAUGGUACAGUUAUAUGCAGUUGUAAGAAAUUUGAGAGUGUUGGGUUUCUAUGUAGCCAUGCCCUUAAAGUGCUGGAUCACAGGAAUAUAAAGGUACUCCCCGCCAAAUAUGUCUUGAAGAGAUGGACAAAAGAUGCAAGGUUAGGGAUUGCAAGACCGAGUGAUGUCUCCACCGACAAUGAUAACCCUAAGCUUAUUGUGGCAAGCCGUUACAAAGAUCUUAGCCACAGAAUUCUGAUGUUAUCUACCAGGGCUUCUGAAUCUGGGGAAGCAUUUCAAUUCGCUGUUAGACAACUCGACCAAGUGAUGGACGGGGUUGAGAAAAUUUUGACAUUAAAACCUGAGGAUGCUCAAGCUGUCACGUCAAGCAGCACAGGUACAACUACUUCUGAUAAUGAGCAUGCAGAAACUUUUCUAGAUGAGAAUGCUUUUGAGAAUCAGGGUGAGAAUGGAGUAAAAGGAGCAAACGAACAAGGGAGUGCUGUCCUCGACAGAGGUGAAUUAAUGAAUGUAAAUGGAAACUUCUCUAGCACAAACAGAAUUCAGAUUUCAGAUGCAUCCCCGCAAAGUAAUCAUUCCUACAUUUCUUCGGAACCCUUAACCGGAAAUCCCAUUACACAGGGUUUGUACACUUUUGAAGAGAACCCUGUAGUCAACUGCACGUACGCGCAAGAUAAUGCCAUCUUGUUUCGACCUCCAAACAUCUUUCCUAACCAACACGAUUCACCUUCCCAAUUGCAAUUGCUUCAGGAACCUCUUAUCAAUGGCACAUACCAAGAACCCAUGUCUGAACUGAGGCAGGCAAUGGAUCUCGAUCUCGAUCUCCACCCUCCACAUUCACCUUCAUUUUUGCUCUGACCCUCGCAUUCUUUGACUUAAGUCAUCGAAAUACAAGGAUCAAAUGAACUAAUCUAACGACUCCCAACUUCCGAGCUUUAACUAUAAAACAAGGGAACGUCUUCCGUGCUCGGAGCAUACGGUGCUCGAAGUUUUGGGGUCCACCCACGUGAUUUUCACGUGACUGUUUAUUAAAAUAUAAUGCAUAUAGGAAAGGUUUAGCCGGUUAGUCGGUUCCCAGUUCCAAGUUUUACACAGACUGGGUUUUGUGUGAAAUGAAAUUAAUGCAGACCAGGGUGAAUUGAUUAAUGAAUUUAUCUAGGUAGAAAUGGAUCUUGGAUUGAGUUCUCGUGGGAGUGUUCAUCACCAUGCUCCUCACCGUAAGUAUAACCAUAUCUCUCCAUUCUUCCAAACUCAUUUUCACUGUCAGCUGCAGAAUUCAGCCCGGAUUUGACCAACUCACUCACUCGAUCUGAUCUUGAAUUUCACACCAAAUUCAAUUCCCAUUCAAUAUUUGACCUGCAAUCGAAUUUCGAACAGGCAGAGGGAGAGAGGGUGGCAGAAGGCCUCGAAAAAAAUUAAUAGAGAGGUGCCAAAUUCUCAGCCAUUAGUUUGGUUAGCUGAUGGGUAUCACCAAUUUCAUCGUCACCUCUUCUUCUCUGCUGUUCUGCUAAAAAAUCCAGAAACAGAAUGGAAUGAAUCACAGAAAGAAAUAUGAGCAACGUGGAAGCUCCACCUGCUCACGGCCUUAGUUCUGCUCGAAGCUCUCUGGCACCCUUGCACUCCGACAUCGGCGGCAGCACCACCUUCAUCUCCGGCCAAGACCUUGCAGCCAUGAGCCGACAUGAUCCUCAUGAGAUUGACGGCGGAGGCCAGGACGGCGUCGAUGUGGAUGACGGACGUUGUAGGGGAGUUCCUCGACCGACUUGAUGAAAAGCGCCGGAAAUAAGCCAUCCUUGUCCUCGCUGGUGUGCCGCCGUGACGCCGCCUAGCGCCGGAGCUCCGGUCGGGUCAUCCUUGCUUGUGUCCAGAUCGAGAACUUGAUCUCAUCAAUCUUUGGAGCCCAGAUAAAUAGUUUCGAUCAACGGUUCAGAUCAAACAGUGGAGAGUGGACGGUCCAGAUGGCACCUCGUAAAAAAAAUUAACAAAUAUUUUCUUCUCAAAAAAAAAAUAUUUCUAUAUUUUCUAAAAAUAAUUUUUAAAAUUUUUAAACUUUGAAAAAUCUUAAUAAAUAGCUGGGUGUCCGUAAAAAUUCCCAAAAAUUCUUAGAGACUCGUCGUGAUGUGUACUCUAAUAUUGUGUCCCAAAUCUUGUAUUCAUUAACGAUCUAGUCAUUCAA